AUGGCGUGGCCUUCGUGGAUCACAACUGCCCUACUUGGCUUACUCGUCAUUGUGAUCUUUAAAAAGCUCUUCGCUUGGGCCAACUUCACCGUGAAAUGUCACCGCCAUGGUUGCCGAAAACCCCCACGGUAUCCACACAAAGAUCCAAUUUUCGGCCUUGACUAUGUCAUGGGAGAACUCAAAGAGCGAGAGGACGGGAAUUCCUGGGCUGGGAAGCGCAACCGUUUUGCAUAUCUCGGUCUCACGUACGAGGUGAAUUCGUGGGGCAGGAGAACGAUUAUGACGAUGGAUUCACAGAAUAUCCGUGAGGUUCUAGGUACAUCUUUUAAUAAAUUCGGUGUGCAAGAGAUGCGCAUGGCGGUUUCCGGCUCCUUUAUGGGCCCCGGGUGGGAGUACUCACGCAAACUGAUUGGGCCCAUGUUUUCACGGUCUCAGGUAUCCGACCUGAGUGCGCUUGACGUCCAUCUCGAUAGGAUGUUUAAGCGGCUUCCUCGAGAUGGCUCCACAGUCGAGCUGCAAGGUCUGCUCAAGCUUAUGUAUCUUGACCUCGCUACAGGAAUGGUGUUCGGAAAAUCAACAGAUACUCUUCUUAAAGAGACUCCAGAUGACACUGCUCAUGAGCUUCUUGAUACCUUUGCCGCAGUGUUGAAAAGGACCGGUCUUCGAAUUAUUUUUGGUCGUCUAUGGAUUUUUACUGUCUGGGACACAACUUUUGAAAAGCUUUCAUCUGAUGUCCGUGCCGUAGUCAUGAAAUACAUUGAUGAGGCCAUCGAAAGACAGCGAGAGCAUACGAGGUCCUCCAGCGUAAUGAACAAAAAACAAUACAUCAUUGUCGAUGAGCUUGUCAAGUCCAUCGAUGAUCGUGAGAAGAUUUGUAGCCAGCUUCUCAACAUCUUUCUACCCGCUCGUGAUGCGGCAGCAGUUGGCCUCAGCGCCUGUUUAUUUCAUCUAGCACGGCAUCCCGAUGUAUGGAAUAAAUCGAGAACCGAAGUACUCGCAAUUAAAGAGCCCGUUACCCGUGACGGCCUUCGUUCUAUGCCUUAUAUGCAAGCGGUGCUAAAUGAAAGCCUCCGACUUCACGCGCCUGCGGCUGGCAAUCGACGUCGAUGCACUGAAGACUGCAUCCUGCCAACUGGCGGCGGGCCAGAUGGAAAAUCUCCAAUCUUCAUAUCAAAAGGAGAUAACGUCAACGUUGACUUUGCGGCGAUGCACUACCACAAGGAAAUCUGGGGCGAUGACGCUGAAGAAUUCCGGCCUGAGCGCUGGAUAGGGGAUAAUGGACAUGAAAGACACAGCUGGACAUAUAUGCCGUUUUCUGCCGGUCGACGUAUUUGCCCAGACAUGGAUAUCGCACUGACAGAGAAUGCCUAUGUCCUCGUGCAGUUGAUGCGGGAAUUCCAGAAGCUCGAGAACCGAGAUCCUGUGAGAGAAUAUGUCGAGUGCACUAGACUUACUACAGAGAGUCGGAAUGGAGUCAAGGUCGGCCUCAUACCCGCAAAUAUUUAG
Molecule: messenger RNA, 1506 nt
Organism: Talaromyces proteolyticus
Lineage: Eukaryota; Fungi; Ascomycota; Eurotiomycetes; Eurotiales; Trichocomaceae
Product: putative cytochrome P450
Exons: 4
Coding region: 1-1506 (501 amino acids)
Molecular function (GO): iron ion binding; heme binding; oxidoreductase activity, acting on paired donors, with incorporation or reduction of molecular oxygen, reduced flavin or flavoprotein as one donor, and incorporation of one atom of oxygen
Source: RefSeq, a predicted model, not a curated record